Messenger RNA from Ictalurus furcatus (blue catfish), 1580 nucleotides. Its product is annotated as trace amine-associated receptor 1-like. The coding region runs from base 1 to 1383 and encodes 460 amino acids. The record is from RefSeq and is a predicted model, not a curated record. The transcript is spliced from 3 exons. Lineage: Eukaryota; Metazoa; Chordata; Actinopteri; Siluriformes; Ictaluridae. Gene Ontology annotation, molecular function: trace-amine receptor activity. Gene Ontology annotation, cellular component: membrane. Gene Ontology annotation, biological process: adenylate cyclase-activating adrenergic receptor signaling pathway.
AUGCCGGGUCCAGCUCCCCGGAAGAGGAGACACAACGAAAUCCGCCUCGCCUAUGGAACUCCCUGGGAUGAGCUCAUGCCUACCGAGCUAGACCUAUCAACCCCGCAGCAAGCUGACAAACCCUGGCUGGUCGGUUGUUUUUCCUGUGUCAAUGGGGACAUUCAGAAGGUCCCUGCCGCUGAAGUCCUUGACUCAGCCUCCGCCGAUGAGAUUGGUCAGGGUUCCCCACAAUCUCCCUCCCAAAGGCUGCCCAGGGCUGAGGCACGGUCCGGUGGGCCUACAUGGCCCAUGGAGAAGGGGACACCAGGGAGAGAGCCUCCUCAGAUCUGGAAGGCAUUGUGGGAGCUGCAGAUGGACAAUAUCAUCGAUUUGGAUAUAGUACAGGAGCCUUCACUUUGUUUCAGUUCCCUUAAUACAUCAUGUUUGAAGACUGAUUAUCCUCUGGAAGUUCGAGUUUUGCUCUACAUCCUCUUUAGCACUUCUUCUCUUAUUACUGUGAUCGGAAACCUGCUUGUGAUCAUAACUGUUGUACAUUUCAGACAAUUACGCACAUCAACUAAUUACCUCAUUCUCUCUCUGGCUGUUGCUGAUCUGCUUGUAGGAGGAAUGGUGAUGCCUCCUAGCAUGAUACGCUCUGUGGAAACUUGCUGGUAUUUAGGAAGCACCUUUUGUAAACUACACAGCAGUUUGGAUGUCACUGUGUGCACUGCGUCCAUUUUAAACCUGUGUAUUAUUUCUUUAGAUCGAUAUUACGCUGUAUGUCAUCCGCUUCUGUAUCACAGUAAAAUGACUCCGACUACCAUUAGAUUAAUGAUCAUAGUGUGCUGGAGCGUUUCUGCAGCACUCGGGUUCGGGAUGAUAUUUAUGGAACUCAAUAUUCUUGGAAAUGAAGAGUUUUAUUACAAUAACUUCCUUUGUGAAGGAGCAUGUAUGGUUUUUCAAGCUAAAGCGGCAGCCAUAGUGUUUCCUAUGCUAUGUUUUUACAUCCCUGCAGUAAUCAUGCUAUGUGUGUACAUGAAAAUCUUUCGCACUGCACAAAGACAAGCUCGUGCAAUUCAAUCCACGAAUGCGAAGACAAAGACAGCCGAGGAAAAAGCCGGUAUGAGCAAGUCAGAAAGGAAGGCCACAAAAACGUUAGCCAUAAUCGUGGGAGUUUUUCUGACCUCCUGGGUGCCGUUUUUUAUCUGCAACUGCUUAGAUCCAUUUACAGGAUAUUCAGUUCCUCCGAUUCUGUUUGAUGUUUUCCUUUGGGUCGGGUAUUUCAAUUCAACGUGUAAUCCAAUAGUGUAUGCAUUUUUCUACAGCUGGUUCAGACAUGCUUUCAGAGUCAUUCUUUCUGGGGGAAUAUUUCAAGUCAAUUCGUCACACACCAAAUUGUUUUAAUUGGUUUUUUUUUUCAAGCUGAAACUCGAUGUUCUUAAGUUUUAAUUAACACUGUGAUCAAAUUAAAAUGUUACAAAAAGUCUGAGCAAUGAAAAAGGUGAUGCGAAUAGCUUUCUCAUUCCAUUCAUUUCUAAUUUCUACUCCUGCCUGUGCCACACUGCUUUAAGUAUGAAACCUGAUCAUGGAAAUGGAUCCCC